This is a messenger RNA of Suillus paluster, 2869 nucleotides long. RefSeq lists its product as uncharacterized. The record is from RefSeq and is a predicted model, not a curated record. The transcript is spliced from 13 exons. NCBI's taxonomy places the organism in Eukaryota, Fungi, Basidiomycota, Agaricomycetes, Boletales, Suillaceae. Bases 73 to 2808 code for a protein of 911 amino acids.
GAUCACAGUUAGCGGCGGGUCUUGUUCUCUUCUCAUUCGACUAUUGGUUCUUAUCCCCUCAGGUUACCGGCAAUGAUCACCACCCAUGGGACAAGGUUGCCCACCAAGUUCUACCAGGAGGAUAUCGUGCGCCGCAUCGACUCGCCGAAUGUAUAUGGAAUUGUACUCAGAUGCUGGCAUGAUGCUGAGGACAUUCCACCACUCCCAAGUCCAUUCAUGGACCCCUUAAUGAGGUCCCUCGAUCGUGGCGAGAUCGGCGUCUCAUUCUUCCCAGGUGGUGUUCGUGACAUCGUCCCGGAAUCUGACUAUGAGCUCGUAGAUAGGACAUUUCAGUCAGGGGAUUAUUGCAAGCGUAGCGUCGAUGACGUUCGUUCUGGUGUGGUUACUAGCAUUGAGGCACAGGCACGGCUUGUGCACGCAAUCAGCGGAGAGAAAGUACAAGAUUGGAGAGAUGUGAAGGAGGUCAGACGUGCUACCGACGUUGAUGGUGGAGACUAUGUGAUCUACGAUGACUGGAUUGGACAGGUCAUAGAGUUAUUUGACGAACUUCUCGUCUCUGCAUCUGGCACCUUCGUGCGCUUGCCUGAAAUUAGCUCUCGUCUGACCAUCGGGGACAAGGGUCCGGACAUUCUUCCGAACCCCGAGACACUCCACGGGACGGUGAUUUAUCCUCUAGGAGCCCCGCUACCUAGCCCGGAUGAUACUGUCAUAGAUAUGAAGCGCACAAUACUAGCCAUAUGCUGGCUAGCGGUAAAUCAAAGCUUGGAUCCUAGUAUCGCCCAACUCAAACAACGACCAAAACGUUUCUGGUCAGGAGAAGAUAUGACUAAAUUGACGGUCAUUCGGAUGCGUUUGGAUGAUAUACGUGUAGGGGACAAAGUGUUAUUGGAGAAGGAUGUGGGUAUUCCUGUCAAAAAAUAUGGUGCCGAGUCAGGACCACAAGGCGCACUGACGAUUAAGACCCUGUGCGUGACGGAGACGAAAACGGUUGUCAAUGUUCUUUGGCAAGAUGGGUCCCAGGAGAGCCUCCCUUCUACGGAGCUUAUUCCGUAUCUCAAUCCGGAUGAAUAUGAUUGUUGGCCAGGCGACCACGUUUUAUGGAAAUUUGAGCAUGAAGAGCAUCCAGCCAUCGUCCAAUCGGUCAAUUCUACUGAUCGAGUCGCCAUCAUUUGUCUCACAAAUACUGGAAAGACUGAAGCUGUUUCUGUUCUUGAGCUUGACCCCAACGGCGCCAGCGAUUGGGCAGCAGGCACUCCGCAUACCCAUCUCGGCAUGCGUCGUGGUGACAAGGUAUUUGUCCACCGUGAGGGCACCUCAAAUGGCUUUGAAUCCCCCCGAGUUCCGAGGAUCGGCGAGAUCGAAGAGUGGGUGAGAGAGGUGCCAGUUAGGCCUGACGGCGAAUUCAGUGGUUGGAGGCGGACGAUGGCGGAUUUGGGGACGAAAAUAGCCUCGGAACGGAAAGAGAGGCCCAGUGUUUACCGUGUCAAGCAUCCAACGAAGGACGAUGCAUCUUUUUCAUGGUUUGGAGAGGUCACUGGGCUACGUCUUGACGGAACAGUCGAUGUCACCCAUCCAAAUGGAUCUAUGGCCAUCUACCCUCUCUCACGGCUGACAAAACUCUAUGACAGCCUUGAACAAUUUGAAGAUGAUGGCUGGGAGGGUGAAGAAGACGGGUCUGAUCACGGCUCUCAUGUUGAGAACACCGAUGGUGUAUGGCAUCUGGAUUCGGGUGGCAUGUGGCGCUACGACCCUGACGAUUCAGAAUGGGAAGACGAAGAGGAUGACAAUGAGGAUGGUCAUGAAAUGGACGUGGAUACCUGGGCUGACGAUAUUGAUAUUCCACUGAGCAACAGCAUGCCAGGUUCUCUGAUACCACGCGAUGUGACACCAGACGUGGCUGAUUCGGCAUCACCACUCCCAGUCUCGCCGUCCAACACAUCACCAGAUGCUACCCAAGAGAUAAAUGUUCAGGAAGAUGAGGAUGGUAAUGCAGAUUCUCCAUGGAAGAAGUUCGAGGUUCUCCCGAGUGCACCCCAUGACCACGCAUUUUACUCGUCGGUGUCAAAUCAGCCAUCGAAGAAUUUCCUCGCACGUUUGACAAAAGAGUACCGUGCGCUCUCAACGAGCCUACCAGAGUCAAUUCUCGUCCGUGCGUACGAGGACCGCACAGAUUUGUUGAGAUGCCUCAUUAUUGGGCCGGAGAAUACACCCUAUGAGGAUGCACCCUUUGUAAUUGAUUGGAUGCUUGACUCAAACUUCCCUCAAAGCCCACCGAUCGCUCACUUCUGGAGCUGGACCAACGGCAAUGGUCGCGUUAAUCCGAACUUGUACGAAGAGGGCAAAGUUUGUUUGUCCAUCCUCGGGACGUGGAGUGGAGAUCGCACGGAAACGUGGAGCGCGGCAAGAUCUUCACUUCUCCAGGCCCUUGUGUCGAUACAGGGCCUGGUGUUGGUGAAAGAGCCGUGGUUCUGUGAACCUGCGUACGAGAAAUUGAGAGGUACUGAGGAAGGCACGGUUAACAGUCGACUUUACAGUGAGAAGGCAUAUGUCCUGUCCCGUGGAUUCGUUCGCCGCGCCUUGGAGAUUCCUCUCGGUGGGUUAGAAGCAGAGAUCAACUGGCUGUACAAUACCCAUGGCAGACUAGCCAAGGUCCUGCACGAAUCACGAGCGCUGAUCCAGAAGAGCCAGUCGGAGCCAGAAAAUACGGAGGCAGAUCAGAAUCUCGCGGUGCCCCGCCUGACCGCGGGUGGUAUCAUCAUGCUAGAACGAACGUUAACUAAAUUGCAGACGCUUCUUGACCAGAUGUAGGAUUUUAUCUCUUUAGUGUUUUCUACCUGUCUUAUCACGUAUUGGAUAUUCGAACAUGACA